AUGGAGCAGGAGAUGGCUUGUGCUGUCCGCAAUGCUAAGGUUGCUGCUUAUACUCUGGGUACGAAAAUUACUUCAUCUUUUGUGCUGCUCCACAACUUAACAAGCCAUUAUCUAGAUAGCCCCCGUAUGAUCCCACAUGUGUUGAUGGAGAUGGAGGGGGAUGCAAGAACUUUUGUUCCUCAGUUUGAGGAUGAAAUGCUUUUGUUUCACAAUAAUCAGAGACCCCCGGGUCCCUCUGAGCCAUUUGUGCUGUCAGGAAGGGAUGUGCAGGUUCAUCCAAUCAAUCGAUUUUUGCGAGUCUACCAGAGAGAAGGUAUUAAAUUCAUCUAUCAUAACUAUACUAAAUCCAGAGGAUGCAUCUUGGGGGAUGAUAUGGGCCUAGGAAAGACAGUUCAGGUAAAUUCAUACAUCAUUGGUUUCCUGGCUGCAGUUCUCCAGAAAACAGGUACAUGGAAAGAUGUUGAGAACAACAGGCCACAGUUUCUGCUGUCACAAAAAUCAUCAGAACUGUCCAAAAUUCAGAAGGUUUUCCUCAUUGUGGCUCCACUAUCUGUCCUAUACAGCUGGAAAGAUGAGUUGGAUACCUGGGAUUAUUUCAGAGUCGUGGUUGUGCACGGUGUGAGGAAGGAUGAAGAACUGGCAGGUGUGCAAACAAGAAGAUGUGAGGUUGCUCUUACCACUUAUGAGACCUUCAGAAUUUGUCUGGACCAGUUCAACUGUAUUGAUUGGGCUGCCGUCAUUGUGGACGAAGCUCACAAAAUAAAGAACCACAGGUGCCAGAUCACUCAGGCCAUGAAGGAAAUGAGAUGUAAAGUGAGGGCUGGGCUCACAGGAACUGUGGAGGAGCUGUGGUGUGUUAUGGACUGGGCCAUCCCCAGAUGCCUGGGUUCUAUGGCAGGUUUUAAAAACAGGUUUUCAGACCCUAUUGAGCAGGGGCAGAAGCACAGUAUUACAAAAACAGCUCUUGCAGAAUGUCGGAAGGCAGUUCAGGAUUUGGCCAAAAGACAUUCAUGCUGGUUCCUCAGAAGAACUAAGGCCCUCAUCAGUGACCAGCUCCUAAGAAAGAAGACAGACUGGAGCAUCUUGAGGGUGCUGUUAUUGGCAGAUGCUGAGUUACUGGCGCUCUCACAAGAAUGGACGCUGGUUUCUGAAACAUCAGCAAUAGAAAGAAAAGACACAGCUCGCUCUGUUAAUCUCACCCCAGUUCUGCAAAACCUACUUAAUCUCUUUAUCAUGAAGAGAGAAAAAGUUCUACUCUUCUCUCUCUCCACCAAGCUGCUAGAUGUUCUGGAAAGCUAUUGUAUGGCAGAGGGUCUGGAGUUCCGCAGACUGGAUGGAAACAGAGUUAAAGUCAACAGCUCUCGGGACAUAAACCUGUGUCUGGUGUCUACCCUGGCUGGUGGGCUUUGUCUCAACUUCAUUGGAGCAAAUGUGGUUGUGUUGUUUGAUCCAACAUGGAAUCCGGCCAAUGACCUUAAGGCUAUUGACAGAAUAUAUUUCAUUGGCCAGUGCAGGGAUGUUUCAGUUUUUAGACUCAUCUCUUUGGGAACAGUAGAUGAGAUCAUAUACCUGCGCCAGAUUUACAAACAGACCUUUUUUCUUUUUUUUUAACUCCUGUCAGCCAUAGGCAGGGAGAAUGCAUAAUGGUAUUUUGAGCCUGUUCAGGGUACUGACGGCCAGGCUGGAGUAUUUGGCAUCCGCAACCUAUUCCGCCUGCAAACUGAUGGAACCUGCCCAACCCACAACAUCCUGGAGAGGGAGGGCCGAGUGGAGGUGGGGAUCAUGAUGGCCAAAAAACAAGCUGUGGAUGAGAGGAUGAGUAUCCACCCUUUCAAAGACCCAUGUCUGAAACGGUUCUCUUUCCCACCCCUCUUUUUUCCCAUAAUCCCACUGUUCCCACGAUACGACGGCAAACACAUGGUCAUAAUCAACACAAUCUCAAGCUCGAUGGGCAGGAUGUCGAAAAUGUUGAAAUGUUUUGGGGACAUUAAAAUGCACUUACGUCCUCACUUGCCGGACGCCUCGCAGGAUCAAGAUGGCAGAGGUCCAGUCGAUAGUGACAGCAGCGAGCUUCGUGUCGUAGGUCGGGAUAUCUCUAAUAUUUAUGCAGCGCUGACAAACCCGUCUGCUUCCAAGGCUGAUGUGGAACGGGUGUGGGAAAAACUAGAGGAUAUGGAAAAUCGGAGUAUGUGUAGUAAUGUUUGUUUCGUUGAAAUCCCUGAGGGAAAGGAAGGUCAAGACAUGGUGAAGUUUUUGGAGAGGCUUAUUCCGAAUUUGAUCGACACAGCGGACUGGCAGCUCAAAAUUGAGCGUGCCCACAGAGUUUUUGGUCAGCUUUCCAGGGCGGGUGACAGACCCCGAUCUAUCCUGGCAAAAUUCUUGCGGAUCCACAGUCAGCAGAUGUUUCUUCUGAGCGAGCAGGUGGGUCAGCAGUUACUGGAUUCAAGCCCACUGGAGUGUUGGACUUCAGCAGUGCUGGUGAGGAUGAAGAUCCCUGCUGCUCCAGGCCGAGAACCUCAGAACCACACACAACAGAGGAAAUGGGACCUGGUGCUACCUGUAUUGGAAAUUCAGGUCUUUACGAGAAUACAGCUUGGAACAGACAGCAGUGAAGAAGAGUCAAGCAACCAGAGUCAGGAUGAGGAGAACUGGGAAAAGCCCACCAAGGCUAAGGGAGAAAGAUCAAGCACAGGCUGUGAUCUGUCCAGUGAAUCAGAGGAGGAGACGGAGGGAGUCUCUGGAUCUCGAAUGCAGACAAAAUUAGAGCCCACUGCUUGUGUUGGUGGCAAGAAUCAUUUUCACAAACAGGUGAAGUUUGCAGAAAAAAGGUCUGAAGAUGAUAUUGAAAACUUUUCUCCUUCUGAACAUGAACACUGCCCAAAGUUCAGUUGGGUUUACAGGUUUAAAGAGCCGAAAUAUGCUGCAAAAACACCUGGAUCUGACAAGACCCAGCUCAGAGAAGGGCACACUGGAACCAUAGACUCAUUAUUAGGUGGACUUGUUCAGCAUGUGAGCUACACCCAGUCUAAUCAGAAGGUAGUGGGCUCAAGCAGAGUUGAAGACCGCCUGAGCCAUGCUGCUGUACGAGAUGUGUUUGAACCGAACAAGGAUUUAUCAGAGAUCAUAGCGAUGGACAGAACCCACAUAGAGCUUCUGGUUGCACACUACACCAAAAGCUCUUACCGGCAGAAAAAUCUGACUAUCAUUGUAGGCGAGACACCCAGUAGCAUCUGCAGACAGAGAACUGGAAAGAUGGCUCAGUUCUUUGGAGUUGACUCAGCGCAGGACUUUGCAGAAGAGAUUCUGAAAAGCAAUUCUGAGCAGAGACUAAGCCGAUUACGGCACUUCUAUGGCCAGAAGAACCCUGAAAUCAAGGACAUUAUCAAAAAGACCUUUUCUAAACCCAACGCUGAGCCAAAGCCACCCACAUCACCGGCACCCGCUACGUCCGGUCCAGACAGACAAAGACCUACCUCAAAAAGAGCCCACCCAACAAGCUCGGCUCGGCAAGAUGAGAUCCCAAACCCUAAAUUUGAGGAUCAGAAAGGAACAUCAAAGAAAAUGAGAAUGUGUGGUAGAGAACCCCCUGAGGUUCACCACCAUUGUAGUACAGACCUCACAAACAAGAAAAUUAAGACCUUGUCCUCUGCAAAUGACUCAGACCAAAGUGUAAACAGAGUCUCUUCAUUCCAGUCAACAAGCUCUGGACAUCUUCCUCAGAGGAGCCGUGCACCAACAGGAGAAAGUGAUAUCAACAAUGCCAGUUUCUCACCAGCCAGACAUCCUUUCAAGGACCAGGAAUACCCUUCAUGGUCAUCUCCUGUCCCCAAAAGUGAUUGCGCCCCAUCAAGCUCAAACAAGAACUACUGCUCCCUCAUCAGUGACCUUAUAGAUGAUACAUCCAUUCUGAAUGACUUGUUCAAAUCAAAGAAGAAAAGUGUAGAGCAGCUGAGAGAAGCAACAACAUCCACAUGCAAAAAGAGAAAUGAGUAG
Molecule: messenger RNA, 3993 nt
Organism: Myxocyprinus asiaticus (Chinese sucker)
Lineage: Eukaryota; Metazoa; Chordata; Actinopteri; Cypriniformes; Catostomidae
Product: DNA excision repair protein ERCC-6-like 2
Molecular function (GO): ATP-dependent chromatin remodeler activity; ATP binding
Source: RefSeq, a predicted model, not a curated record